AUGGAGUUCGUGGAUGGCUUGUCCAGUGUGUUUGGGGCCCGAGGCCCCAGAACCUUCGACUCCCUGCUGAAGUUCACCGACCUGAGCCCCAGCACGCAGCGGCACAUGCAGAAGGCGCGUCUCUUGCCAGCUGAUGUGUAUGCCACCCUCGCCGUGACCCUGCUGUUCGCAGCAGCGGGAUGCUACAUCAACAUGCUCACCGGGGUUGGAGGGAUGCUGGGCGUGCUGGGCUUCAUGGCCUGCACCAUCUGGCUGGGCUUCACCCCCGCCCUCCCGUCCACGCUGCGCAAGCGUGAGGGCCUCCUCAUGGGCGCCGCCCUCUGCCAGGGCACCUCCCUCGGACCCCUGGUCAACCUCACGUACACCCUGCACCCAGGUGUCCUCCUGACGGCGUUCCUGGGCACGGCGGCCAUUUUCCUCUGCUUCAGCGGCGCCGCGCUCCUCGCCCGUCGCCGAUCCUACCUCUUCCUGGGCGGCAUGCUGUCCUCCGUCCUGGCUGUGUUUGCCACGAUGCGCCUGGUCACGUGGUUCACGGGCGGGGGUGCCGCACUGUUCGAGGCCGAGCUCUACCUGGGCCUGCUGGUCUUCCUGGGCUAUGUCCUGUACGACACCCAGCUUGCGGUGGAGAAGGCGGAGGCGGGGGACAGGGACACAGUCCGUGCCGCCCAGGACCUCUUCAUCGACUUCAUGGCCGUCUUCGUCAGGCUGCUGGUCAUCCUCCUGCGCAACGCGGGGAAGCGGGACGAGGAGGAGGGUAGGGACCGAAGGAGGUCGCGAGGGGGCCGGCGGCGCACCGAGCUUUAG
Auxenochlorella protothecoides is the source of this 804-nucleotide messenger RNA. RefSeq names its product putative Bax inhibitor 1. The coding region runs from base 1 to 804 and encodes 267 amino acids. The record is from RefSeq and is a predicted model, not a curated record. Lineage: Eukaryota; Viridiplantae; Chlorophyta; Trebouxiophyceae; Chlorellales; Chlorellaceae. Gene Ontology annotation, cellular component: membrane. The transcript is spliced from 3 exons.